Molecule: messenger RNA, 939 nt
Organism: Crotalus tigris (Tiger rattlesnake)
Lineage: Eukaryota; Metazoa; Chordata; Lepidosauria; Squamata; Viperidae
Product: olfactory receptor 49-like
Exons: 1
Coding region: 1-939 (312 amino acids)
Biological process (GO): G protein-coupled receptor signaling pathway
Cellular component (GO): membrane
Molecular function (GO): olfactory receptor activity; G protein-coupled receptor activity
Source: RefSeq, a predicted model, not a curated record
AUGGCAAAUAGGACCACAAUAAAGGAAUUCACACUGUUGGGGCUGAAUGCCAACCCUCCACUUGAAGUUAGCCUUUUUCUCCUCCUGCUUGGGACUUAUCUUUUGACAUUAAUAGAAAACACACUGAUUGUUAUUAUCACACUGGUGAAUGUUCAACUCUGUAGCCCAAUGUAUUUCUUCCUCCGACAUUUGGCAUGGGUAGAUAUUGGGUAUAUGAGUACUAUAAUUCCCAAAGCACUGGUCAACAUAGCUACUGGUACUAAGAGCAUCUCUUUAGCUGGUUGCUUCAUACAGGUAUUUCUUUAUUUGGUCCUUGGCACCACUGCGUUCUUCCUACUGGCCACAAUGUCUGUUGAUCGCUACAUAGCCAUCUGCAACCCUCUUCACUACGCAACCAUCAUGAAUCCCCGAAUCUGCUCAUUAUUAGUAUUUUCUUGUUUGGUUGGGGGGUUAUCACUAAUUCUAGUUAUAUCCAUUCCUUUAUUUCUUAUGCCAUUUUGUGGUCCUAAUGUCAUGAAUCAUUUUUUUUGUGACUAUGGACCCCUAAUGAAGCUGGUAUGUGUUGACACCAGCUUCCUAGAAAUGACUUAUUUUGUAGUUGCCAUAUUCAGUCUGCUUGGGACCUUAAAUGUCAACAUUGUCUCUUAUGUCAAAAUCAUUUCCACCAUUCUGCGUAUUCCAUCAGCUACUGGUAGGAAGAAGACCUUCUCCACUUUUGCUUCUCACAUGACCGUGGUCACUAUCACUUACAGCAGUUGUAUUUUCAUGUAUAUCAAGCCAAAAGGCACCAUUGGAUUAGACUACAACAAAAUAGUGGCUCUUCUGAAUACUGUUAUUGCUCCCUUUCUCACCCCAAUCGUCUACUCUUUGAGGAACAGACAACUGCAGGAUGCUUUGAAGGCUGAACUGAGACAAAGGAUUGGUUUUGCAAAAAAAUGA